AUGGACUUGGAUGACAUGAUUGACAACUUCCUGGCUGCCAGCCCCCGUUUCAUCCUCAGUGGCCAGCACCAUACCCGUCCUGAGAAAAUCUACUAUAAGAAAAGAUCUCUGUGCAAGACAACGAAUCUGCUCACUCACGACUAUUUUGCACUCACCGUGGCCACCUUUGUGGAGCUCAGUACUAAGGCCAACUUGGGCCUGGGCACCUGGAAGUCUACCCCAGGCAAAGUCAGAGAGGCUGUGAAAGUGGCCACUGACAUAGGAUGUCGCCACUUGGACUGUGCUUAUGCCUACGAGAAUGAGCAUGAGGUGGGGGAAGCCAUCCAAGAGAAGAUCUGAGAGAAGGUUGUGAAGCAGGAGGUGGGAGGACUGCACUUCAAGGCAGGCAGAGUAUUGGAUUUGGUCAGCACCCGGAACUCUGCCAGCCUUUGCUCUAAGUACUCUGGUCAUUUCCCCCGCUGCCUUUAUAACAUCCCUGGAUACAAACAUCCACACUCUAGCUCAGUAUUGGUGUGCAGAGACGCUCCUCCUACCUUACCCAUCUCGACUGGGUUUUCCCUUUGUGGGGAUGGCUCCAUUGAGCCAUGGCAGUGCCCUUACCAGCAGGCCAUGGAGGAACUGGUGGACAAGGGGCUGGUGAAAAACAUUGGGAUCUCCAACUUCAACCACUUCCAGAUCGAAAGGCUCUUGAACAAACCCAGACUGAAAUACAAACCAGUGCUUACCAGUGAUGAGGAUUGUUCCCCUUUACAGAUUGAGUGUCACCUAUACCUCAGGCAGGAGAAACUGAUCCAGUACUGCCAGUCUAAGGGCAUCACUGUCAUGGCUUACAGCCCUCUGGGCUCUCCAGAUAGACCUGGGCGAGGCGACUCGUCCCUACUGGAGGAUCCCAAGAUUAAGGAGAUUGCUGCAAAGCACAAAAAAUCCACAGCCCAGGUUCUGGUCCAGUUCCAUAUCCGGAGGAACGUGGUCGUAAUUCCCAAGUCUGUGAUGCCAGCACGCAUCGCUGAGAACUUUCAGGUAAGGUUCCAGCUGGUUGGCCCUGGUUUUCUCAGUGGAGGAGGCGACGGGAGAGAUUCCCUCACCAGGCCUCUCAUGCUGUCCCUGAGUUUUCUGUGGGCUUUUCCCCCUUCCCAGCACCUUGCAAUCUCUCAGGCCAGGGAGCUGACCUCAGAGCUGAGAUGAAUGACUAAGGAUGGGCUGGGGGAGCAGCCGGUGAGGUCCUGUCAGGUCUGAGCACAGCUGUACCUCUGAUCUGAUCACGGGGACUCUGCUAUCUUGAGGAUAUGAAGAUUUAAAAGGACAAAGAAUAAUAAUAACCAACAUGCAUGGAGAAUUUACCCCGUGCCAGCACUAUUCGGAAUGCUUUUUGUAUGUGUUACUCACUGAAUCCUGCAAGCACCCCUUGGAGGUAGAUACUCUUACUCACAUUUUACGGAAGAUGAAAUGCAGGAAUGGGGAGGCCAAGGAACUUGCUCAAGGCCACCCAGGUUGUAAGUGGCUGAACCAAGUUUCAAAGGCUCUUGGGAGAUCUUUGGUUUCUCUGGCAAUCAAAACGUCAUCUACAUACUGAAGUAAGGUUCCUUCGUAUAACUGUAGGUCCAUUAGCUCUUUGGCUAGGGCUUUCCUGAAAGUGGUGGGGGCGUUCUUGAAUCCCGGGGGGAAGCAUGAUCCAGCAAAACUGCUGUUUCAAUUUGGUCUCUGGGUCAUCCCAUUCAAAAGCAAAAAAUCCUGAGAUUUGGGACUUAAGGGUGUGCAAUAAAAGGUGCCUUGUAGGUCCGAAACCAUAGGGCCAGCAGAAAUCCCAGGAUAAAGUUGUAAGGUAUAGGGGUUGGCUACCACCAGAUGAAUGUCCUCAGCUAUCUGAUUUAUUGCUCUCAGGUCCUGUACAAAGUGGUAUUCGUGGGUCCCCGGCUUCUGGACUGGUAGGAUGGGAGUGUUGUAUGGUGACUGGCAGAGGCAGAUGAGGUUAUGUUCAAGGAAGGCAGAUAUCACUGGCUGGAUUCCCUUUCUGGCAUGUUCCCUUGAGGGCUAUUGUUUUAAGUUCGGGAUCUUAGACCCUGGAUGGAGUUUCACCUGUACGGGUGUUACCAUCUUUGCUCUUCUUGGCCUCCUAUCUGCCCAAACAUCCUAUCUUACCUUCUGCAGGAUCUCUUCAGGAAAUUCCAGGCACUCAGUCUUUCCUAGCUAUAGUAAUGUUGCUUGAAGCGAGCAAGUUUGUUCUGGUGGCACCUUAAUGUCCAUCCUUUCUUAGGAGAAAGCGACUCUUGCAUUUAGUCUACUCAAGAGGUCUUGUCCCAGCACAGGCAUUGGACACUCAGGCAUGUACAGGGAAACUGCUUCAAAUAAGUCUCUCCUAUCUGACGCUCCAGUGGCUUCCAAAAGGGCUUUUGGAGAGGUUUUGGAGACAGUCACUAUCUCUGAGGAGGCUUUGGCCAGUUUAGAGUUUAGCACAGAGAAAGUAGGUCCGGUAUCAAUCAAAAAAUCAACAAGCUUAUUUCCCACAGUCAUUUUUACCCAGGGCUCCUUGUGGGAAAUAUCAGUGGAGCCAGUAGUUCCUAGGAGAGACCCUGGGCCCUGUCAUUCUUGGUCACUAUCAAUCAUCUGGGGCAUCAGCAGAAGGGGCUGUGAGCAAAUUAUUUCCAUAUCUGCGGUUUCCCUGGCACUCUGAAAGGCAAGCUUGGGGGUCUCAGUUCAUCAUUUUGUUUCUACCUCAUGGGCCUUGUAAAUGACAGAGUAUGGUGUCACACUUCCCAUCCACAUUUUUAUAUUUUUGCUAUUUAUUUAUAUACCCAUAAAUAAUCUAUGAGAUUGUUUUGGGUGUUUUUUAAAAUUAAAGAAAAAUUUUCCUUCAUGUGAUUAUGAUUAUGAUUUCCUUAAUUAAAAAGCUUAGGUAUAGGAUAAAAAGAUUAGGUUCCUAUUAAUAAGUUAUAUGACGUUUUUUGUUUCACUUGAAUUUAACCAAACAGAGGUGAAUUAAAAUGCUGAUACAGAGAAAUAUUUUAAAAAACAACUUCCUAGUUUUUCCUGACUUCACUUUUCACGUUUACAUCUCGAGUAAUGAGAACUUUGCAGGCCUCAGACCCUUCAAUCUCACAAUUCUAACCAAGAUAAUGAAUCCAUCCUAAAAUUUGUUCACUGAUUUUGGAUUGCUGGGAAUAAAGCCACACUAGUCAUCAGCUAAACCUGAAUCCAGUCUAAGGUAUACACUACAGGUGUGUGUUAAAUUAACUCUUUCUAUUCUAUGAUUACGUGAUUAUGUAGUGAACUUGCCUUUUCUUACGGGGAGAGAGGUUGGGGAGUGAUGGGGAGGGGAGGAUGGUGAGGCGGGGUGUGGAAAAGGAAGGCAGCUUGUCAUGGGAAGUAGGGGACCAGGGAGUGGGUCCUCAUGUGUUCCAGGUAUGUCUCUCCCCCGGUAUUUUUGGAUUGAGCUGGAAAGAUGGGUACCAGCUAACUGGAAAUCUGAGAAUCACUGCUGCUGUCCUACAAGUCCCAGGGAGUCUCAGGACUAGACUGGACCCAUUAGUAUUUAAGUCAGAUCUGGUAAAUGCCAGCCAGAUGGUACCAAACUCCAACUGGGACCUGGAGGGAUUUGACUUUCUCAAUAAGACCCCAUAAUGCCCAACCUCUCAGGCCUGCUUUAGUCAUUCAUUAACUUGCAAUAAUUGCAUUUUACAUGACUAGAAUUUUGUACCCUACUUAUUGCAUUAUCAUGAGAUUUUGCUAUACGUUAUAGAGUUAAAAGGGGUACAGAUUAGAGAGAGGCUCCUGUAGAAAAUAAUUUCCAGUAAAAUUUGAAAGGACCCUCAUCAGUGAACAUUGUUGGAAAUAAGCAUUUUUUUUGCUUUAAUAUUGAGUACACAUGAGUAUAAGAGUGAAACAUAAAACUGAACGUAAAAACCAUGCAAAAAUAAUAGGCUGUAAAGAAUCUUGGAAAAAACCAUUUGCCAUGAAUGUGACAGAAAAUAGAUGAGUAAUUUUCUUACAAUCAAACAAGCUUAUUCAAAUCAGUAAGAAAAAUCUAAGAUGUCAAAAGAAAAGUUGGUGAAUGAAAAUUGGCCAAUAAACAACAUGAAAAGUUAUUCAUACUAGUAACCAAAAAUGCAAAUUAUAACAAGCUAUCUACAUUAUCAAAUCAAUAAAGCCUAAAAUAAAAGAAAAAUCUAUCUAGCAAAAUAAACAUGUAAGCAGGUUUUUUUUUCUAUGUGGUAACCAGUGAAUUUCAUGUUUGUUAUUCUCUUACAUAAUUUUCGUAUUUUCUAAAAUAGGAAAUUCAUGUUUACAGUCAGAGAUGUAAACAUUAAACAUUUUUUAAGCAUUAAAAAAAAAUAACAAGGAUCCAACUCAAUCAGUUAUUUCACACACCUAUGGGGAAAGUCAAAUUAAAGAAACAUUUUUACUUGAAGUCAUUUUCAUUCAGUUGGUCUUUCAACUUUAGAAAACAAACACCCUGAGUGUACUACAGGGUAGAAUGUGAUUACAUUGUAUUUAAAAUUCUAUCCAGUUUGUUUUUUUCUCAUUUGUUGUCAGUAGGGUAAAUGUUUUCCCAGCAACUCCAGGGAAGUGCUGCCUUUCAGCACUUUUGUUGGUUCAAAAUGGUCAGGCCCCACGUCAGUUAGGGAGAGAUGGAAAGACCAAGGAGAAGACUAUGACCAUUGUUUAAAAGUUAUGCACUGAUAGGUGGUUGGAGGUUACCACUGUGUUUGUGGCCUAGGGCCUUUGCCCGGGUUAUUCUCAAUGCUUGGGAUGCUUUAUCUACCCUCAGAUAGUGUGAGUGAUUCUCUGCCUCAUAGUCUUCAGGUCUUUGCUCAUUUAUCAUCUUCUCAGGAAGCCCUUCU
Molecule: messenger RNA, 4838 nt
Organism: Aethalodelphis obliquidens (Pacific white-sided dolphin)
Lineage: Eukaryota; Metazoa; Chordata; Mammalia; Artiodactyla; Delphinidae
Product: aldo-keto reductase family 1 member B10-like
Molecular function (GO): oxidoreductase activity
Source: RefSeq, a predicted model, not a curated record